AUGGCGCCGCCCCUCAAGAUCCUAGUCGUGGGGCCCAAAGAAGGCGGCAAGUCCGCGAUUGCCAACUUUCUCAGUGAUAGCACUGACCGCCUGGGCAACCAGGAGAAGUAUCAGCCCACCGUUGGCGUCCGGAUCCUUGAAUGCGAAAAGACCAACGGUCGAGCCCAAGCCAGCGUCGAAAUUUGGGACUGUUCGGGUGAUCAAGUGUACGAGGCGUGCUGGCCUGCCAUCCUGAAAGAUGCCAACGCAACGAUUAUCGUGUACAACCCGGACAGCCACGUUCAUGAGAGUGAAGUGACGCUCUGGUACGAAUGGUUUGUCCAGAAUGCCGCCCUUGAGCCAGCGCAGUGCCUCGUCUUUGCGCAUGCGAACGGCAAGGCCACUGUGACAACACGGGGCAAAGUGAAUCUCCCGCCUAGCGUCAAGACAAUCCAGACCAACUACGAGUCUCCAGGAGUGCUCAAGUCCGAGUUUGACACAUUCGUGUUUGGUAUUGCCGAGCAAGUGCAAUUGCGUCAAGGAGGCCGCACUCGAAAAUAG
Aphanomyces invadans is the source of this 540-nucleotide messenger RNA. RefSeq lists its product as hypothetical. The transcript is spliced from 3 exons. Gene Ontology annotation, cellular component: endomembrane system. Gene Ontology annotation, molecular function: GTPase activity. NCBI's taxonomy places the organism in Eukaryota, Oomycota, Saprolegniomycetes, Saprolegniales, Verrucalvaceae. Gene Ontology annotation, biological process: intracellular protein transport. The record is from RefSeq and is a predicted model, not a curated record. Bases 1 to 540 code for a protein of 179 amino acids.